Xiphophorus couchianus (Monterrey platyfish) is the source of this 861-nucleotide messenger RNA. Its product is annotated as complement C1q-like protein 2. Bases 199 to 861 code for a protein of 220 amino acids. Gene Ontology annotation, molecular function: protein binding. Lineage: Eukaryota; Metazoa; Chordata; Actinopteri; Cyprinodontiformes; Poeciliidae. The transcript is spliced from 3 exons. The record is from RefSeq and is a predicted model, not a curated record.
UUCUACAGUAAGUUUCCAUAUGAAGCAAAAGGCUUUUGUGUAGAAUCUUUGUGUCCGUAGUUUGUGUGUGCGUGCAUGUAUGGUGCGUGUCUGGAGUAAACGUCUCAACAUGACCUACUUAUCACACGUUACACAUUCACAUGUGAUAAAAGGUUGGAGACAUUUGUGGAGUGGCGCAGAAGCUCAAAAGCAACAAACAUGAAGAAGGUUAUUGUUCUGAUGCUAAUGUUCAGCCUUUGUCAUUCUGGUCCAGGGAAUGAUGACAAUAUUUGUCCUUUUGGAGGCUCAGCCAGCUGCUGUAACAUCUGCCCCACAAACAUGGAACAAAGAAUUACUUCUCUUGAAACCAUGCUGGAAAAUGCUGAAAAAGAAGUUCAAGAGUUGCGGAGACUCACUCAAGUUACUCCCUGUCAAGUUUCCAAUCUGUUAUUUUUGAUAUUUUCAGGCACUCCUCGAGUGGCUUUCUCUGCAGCUCUCCCUGGCUCUGGAAACACAGGACCUUUCACCACUGCUACCCCACUAACGUACAAAAAGGUUUUCUCCAACACAGGGAACUGCUAUAAUCCAUCAACAGGUAUUUUCACAGCAACGGUCAGUGGAAUGUACUUCUUUCGGUUCUCGAUGUUCAACAACAUGACUCCUGCUCCCAACUCGGUUGUGAGCCUCAUGAAGAACAGUGAACGGCUGACGUCUGUGUGGGACACCGCUGCGACUGAUAUUCACGACAGUGGAAGCAACGCUGUGGUCAUCUCUCUGAAAGUGGGAGACAACGUGUACGUGCAGCUGGAGCCAAACAGGGCCGUCUAUGAUGAUGGGAUGCACUACAACACAUUCAGCGGCUUCCUGCUCUUCCCCAUGUGA